Myxocyprinus asiaticus (Chinese sucker) is the source of this 2885-nucleotide messenger RNA. RefSeq names its product N-acetyllactosaminide beta-1,3-N-acetylglucosaminyltransferase 2-like. The transcript has 2 exons. Lineage: Eukaryota; Metazoa; Chordata; Actinopteri; Cypriniformes; Catostomidae. The coding region runs from base 187 to 1557 and encodes 456 amino acids. Gene Ontology annotation, cellular component: membrane. Gene Ontology annotation, molecular function: hexosyltransferase activity. The record is from RefSeq and is a predicted model, not a curated record.
UUCACACGCUCUGCAAGAGUCACAAGAGUUUACUAUAGAACACGGCGGAUUUUAUUUUUGUUCUUUCUCAUAUCGGUAUUUGGAAUCCUGUAAAUUCCCGCAUACUUCAUUGAUGAGUGUUGCGGCGGUGUGAAUGACAAGCUAAAUUCACUGGCAGAAAAUUCAUCACCAGAACAAAACGUGUAUAUGGCUUCAUGUUUGCGUCGAUAUUGCCGCCGGAUCCUGUGUUGCUGUUCACCAUGCAUGCUGCUGCUCCCAGUCUACCUCUAUGUCACAAUGGCUUUGUUUUUUGCCAUGAAAUACAGCACACCUAUCGGUGGACCCACCGUUUAUUCUGUGCUACCGCUACGAUUUGUUGCCAGUGGGCUUAAACACUCCAGCGAUCUGGCUCCCCACCCUGAGAAGUCCUUCUGGAAGACCGAGCUAGAAAGUGGAGCACUAUGGAACUUUAUCCAGCAUGUCACAGAUCGCCAGAAUAACCCAAUCCUGAGGCCUGGACUGGCUACUUCCGCAAACCUCUCCAGUAAUUUGGCCACAGGAAAAGGGACUGGAUGUUCUCCGGAUUCUGAGAUAAUCAGUAAAAUUCCAGAUUACUCAACUCUACCAACCCUGAUGAAAAAUUUUGUCACCGCCAUGCACUGUCGAGACUAUCCGCUAAUCAUUGCCCCUGAAGAUGUGUGCGACCACGGACCGCUGGCAAAGAUUCGGGCUCCAGUGUUGCUCUUGGCCAUCAAAACUCAGACUGCGAACUUUGAGAACAGGGAAGCAAUAAGACAAACUUGGGGGCGUACAGGAAUGGUAAGGGGCCAAGGAAGACAAGGACUUGUUCGCAGGGUCUUCCUUUUGGGGAAGACCGAAGACUUGCAUACUGAAAAGGAAUUACAACUAGAGGCUAAUGAAUAUGGCGAUAUCAUCCAGUGGGACUUCAUGGAUACUUUCUUCAACCUUACACUGAAGGAUGUGCUGUUCUGGGAUUGGUUCUCAAGGCUUUGCCCACAUGCCCACUUCAUCUUUAAGGGCGAUGAUGAUGUCUUUGUUAGGAUGCCCGCUGUCCUGGACUAUUUGCUGAAAGAGGAGGAGAAGGCUGAUGAAAGACCCUCGAAAGAGCCUACGCAGCCAAAUGAAAUGGAGGGGUUUGUUGUAGGGGAUGUAAUAAACAAUGCAAUGCCGAUACGCUCUAACGGGACUAAGUACUACAUCCCGGAGAGCUUCUACAAAGGCUUGUACCCAUCGUAUCCUGGUGGAGGAGGAGUUGUUUACUCCGGUUCUCUGGCCCAUAGGCUUUUUGAGGUGUCACAAUGGGUUCACAUAUUCCCUAUUGAUGAUGUGUACCUGGGCAUGUGCUUAAAAAGACUAGGGGUCUCCCCUAUCCACCACCCUGCCUUCCUCACCUUUGACUUCCCCAAAGAAGAGUCCAAGGAUCCCUGUGCAAACCACACCAUCCUCCUCGUGCACAAGCGCAGCCCAGCUGAAAUGUUCAGACUUUGGAAUGAAACGUCGAUGCCCAGCUCCAAAUGCAGAAAUGCAACACUGAGAGUCAAACCUAGAGUUGAUUGACUGAAAUGGACUAAAUCCAAGUCUCAACAGGUUUUUUUGUUAGACUAAUGCAAGUUCUCACCCAGCAGGUUUAAAUGACCUGUAUUUAAAUGACAAAUGCUCAUAAAGUACUGUAUGUUGUGUGUCUUAAACCAGCUAUUGGCUUACUUCCUCAAAACUUGAAAAGCUUUUCUGCUGUUAUGCAUUGCAUGGUGUGUUGUAUUAAUUUUGAGUUCAUACUUGAGGCUAAUUGCUAUGUAGUUUUAAAUCUUUGUAACAUUUGUUUUUAUUUUUUUAUCUUUGAAAUCAUUUUGCUGCUUCACAAAGGGGUUAUAAAUAUUGUACUUUUAUAAAAAUAUGUGUUAUAAAGUUAUCUCACUUCUAGUUCUAUGGGUCAGUUACUAGAUGCUCAUUUUUUUGUCCGGAUUUUUAAACUUAUUCAGAAAUACACUAGAAAUGCAGUUCAAAGUCUAUUUGUAAAGCACCAAACAGAUCAAUAUUUAAGUCCUUUUUUAAUAUAAAUUCUUCUCCCGGCCCAGUAGGUGGCAAUAUGCUCAAUUAAUGUAAAUCACCAAAAACAAAAUAAUGUGAAACUGAAAGGGGAGUUUAACAGUAAAAAAGGGCAUAAAUAUUGAUCUGUAUCUCACCACACCUAUGAACAUUACAUUUAUAUAGCGCUUUUCUAGACACUCAAAGCGUUUAACAUAGUAUAGGGGGAAUCUCCUCAACCACCACCAGUGUGCAGCAUCCACCUGGAUGAUGUGACAGCAGCCAUAGUGCACCAUUAUGCUCACCACACACCAGCUAUUGAUGGAGAGGAGAGUUUUAGAGCCAAUUUAUGGGUGGAGAUUAUUAGGAGGCCAUGAUUGAUAAGGGCCCAUGGGAUUUUUAAUGACCACAGAGAGUCAGGACCUCGGUUUAACGUCUCAUCCAAAGGACAGUGCCUUUUUACAGUAUAGUGUUCUCAUCACUAUAUUGGAGCAUUAGGACCCACACAGACUGCAGGGUGAGCACCCCCUGCUGGCCUCACUAACACCUCUUCCAGCAGCAACCUUAGUUUUCCCCAAGAGAUCUCCCAUCCAGGUGCUGUUGGGCAAGUGGUGUAAAAGUCUCAUUAAAAGCUGAAAUUCCUGAAAAAAGAAAUGUUGGCAUAAGUAGUUUGGAAUAGUCUAUUAUUAUUAUUUUUUAAAUAAGCAGUGAAACAAUUUUGUUUUAAAAUUAUUAAUAUCUGAAAAACAUUUCUUCACUAAAUCAAAGGCAGGUGUUGUAAAUUACAUGCAGGUAGCCAAAAUGAUUUUCAAUGAUAUCUGAUAUUUUGACAUUUUUAUGAAAAGACACAUUUUAUUCAG